Molecule: messenger RNA, 201 nt
Organism: Rhizophagus irregularis DAOM 181602=DAOM 197198
Lineage: Eukaryota; Fungi; Glomeromycota; Glomeromycetes; Glomerales; Glomeraceae
Source: RefSeq, a predicted model, not a curated record
UAUAGAAAAAGAUUGAUUCAUUGGGUAGUUAAUAAUAAUCAACCAUUUAAUGUGACUGAAAAUAGGGAAUUUCAAGACAUGAUGACAUUUAUUCAACUAGGCAUGCACAUUUUCUCUGCUGAUACUGUACGACGAGAUUUAGAUGAAAGCUUUAAAACUGCAAAAAAUGUAUUUAGACAACAACUGCAGGUUAAUAACUAA